Prorocentrum cordatum is the source of this 1692-nucleotide messenger RNA. The record is from the annotation of a GenBank genome assembly. NCBI's taxonomy places the organism in Eukaryota, Dinophyceae, Prorocentrales, Prorocentraceae.
GUGUGAGGAGCUCUACGAGGUUCCCGGCGGUGACCAGGUUGAGGCGCCCUCGAGUGCGGAGUCUUCUCCGAACGUGCAGUCUGAUUCUGAUAGCCGCGCCUUGUCAGGAGCGUCCCAGGGGUGUCUGAAUCGCCCCGUCGCGCUCAAUGAGGUAUCGAAGGAGUCGCGCCAGAGGACUCGAGGGAGAGAUCGUGACAAGGUCAAGGGGACAUCGACGUGCUCUCAGGCCACCAUUGCCGAUGUCAAAGCGUGGAUUGACGCUGUUGCCAGCAUCAACGAGUUGAAUGCGAUCCAGUAUUUAAAGAACGGAAUGGAUUUGUUUGAUAAGCUGGUGACAGAACGUGGGUUCCCUACAAAGAAGGCCCAAAAAGAUUAUGCUCGGAAACUGUAUGAGAUGCUCCAGAAUGUGCAAGCGACGCUGGAGGAUCUCCUAGGAUUCUUCGAGGUGCACAGGUUCUUGACAGGACACAUGAACCGCGCCGAGAUGGCCAAGUUUCUUGAGGUUUCCAAGUGCAGCGAUUACCGAAUAAUAUUCUUCGGACGCCCGAGGAGUUUCGACAAGUUGGGAUGAAGCUAUUCGUGCGCACUUGUAUGCAACUUUCGGUUUAGAACAGCGAAGGCUGUAAUGCUUGUAUCUCACCUGUUCUUGUUUUCCUCACUUUAUCUCUCUGUUUGACCUCUCGCUGGAGCCAUGAUGGCUCUACGGCCCGCUGUGGGCCCCACUAAGCGCUUCAGGUGUGUAAAGGGCAGGAGCCCCUCAUAUUCUUCAGGUGACGUUCUUCCACGGGUUGUUUCCCCGUCUAAUUCGUUGAUUACUUCACAUGUGACGUUGAGCAUACGCCUCUUGUCAUACGGCGGGUUGAACAUGCGUAUUUCGGACUGGUUUGAUGUGAAUAAGAGUUUGUGCUCACUCACGCCUUGCCUGUUUGGAUACGUCCGCUCCUUGCUCCGACUAGGCUGGAAAGCCUGCACAGUCGACCGCAAAGUCCGCAAAAAGACCAGGUUGAACAUGAUUGUCUGCAUACAUUACCUCUCUGUGUAUUGUACGCUGUAUUGUAUUGGAUUGUGGAUUGUGAUUGCCUCGCGUGGUCUUUUGAUUGUUGAUUGUGAUUGCCUCGUGUGGUCAUUCUGUGCAUUGUUUGAGCUCUAAUAAUUCAGUGUGUGCAUGUUCAGUUCUUGGCCAGGUCUCCUGGCUCUCUUGUCGUAGUUUUAGUUUUGCCUCUUCAGUGUUCUCACUGUUGUAGGGUUGUACGAGCCUUCAGCGGCGGAGCGCAUCUGCGAUGUUCUCCUACAGGUUGUGCGAACGUCUUUGGUCAUGCAUGCUUCUGUUUCUCUAUAAGAGCGGACUGCUUGCUUGGCAAUUUUGAGGCUUCGCUUCGCCUGAGACUUCGUUGGACCUGGCCUCAGUGGCCAAGAUGGUCCCAGCAAAGACGCAAAAAAAGCCUGGUUGACGGUUUACCGCCGGCUCCCAGUUUGACCAUUCAUUUUAAGAAACCAGAUUUUUCUCACGUGUAGUGGGUUAUGCCGCGUCUGCCAGUUCAAUUCUCAGGUCCGUAGCUGCAAUAUUAUUAUCGAAUCACUUGAGGGAACCGACUGUGUUCCGAGUCAUCUUGACACGCGUUCACGGUUUUCUGUACUUAACUCGAGAUGUACUCUCUUCUUCACGCUUGUGAGAGCUUUUUCUGUGUGUUC